Thunnus maccoyii (southern bluefin tuna) is the source of this 1006-nucleotide messenger RNA. RefSeq lists its product as uncharacterized. Gene Ontology annotation, biological process: response to bacterium. Lineage: Eukaryota; Metazoa; Chordata; Actinopteri; Scombriformes; Scombridae. The coding region runs from base 161 to 880 and encodes 239 amino acids. The record is from RefSeq and is a predicted model, not a curated record. The transcript has 5 exons.
AGGCAAAACAGAGACAGAAGUGUGUUUGGUGGUCCCACACUGUUUGUUCUUCAUAUAUCUCACUUCCUCCCAGUAAAAUCACCAGUUUGAACAUUCACUUUAUGAGCUGAUCAGUCAGCUGCAGCUCCUGCACUAAACCUGGGAAGUAUUCACAUUAAUUAUGGCAGGUCUCACAUGGAUCCUCUCUUUCAUGUGCGUUGCAGGGUCUCACCUGUUAGAGGCUUCACCUGUUCUCCGCACUGCCCUUGUGGUCCAGGCGGGGCAGAACGUCUCGCUGACCUGUAACCUGACUUCCAGUGGGGAAAUCAUCUGGUUUGUGCUGCGCUCUGAUCAGCUGCUGCCUCUGCUGACUGUUUCAUGGAAUAAAUUGGGUGAAACUAUGGUGGACCGUCACACAGCAAACAGCAGUCGCUUCAAAAACAAGGCCGAUAAGGAAGGCAGCCCGGUCAGUCUGGAGAUCAUGGAGGUGGAGGAGGAGGACGCAGGGCUUUAUUUCUGCAGCGGGCGCUGUGAGGGGGUUGUAUGUUUUAACCGAGGAAUUCGUCUGGCUGUUGAAGGAGUUGACGGGGAGUCAGACUGGAGGCAGCCAUGUUUCAGUCUGGGCGUCUGCGUUCUUCCAGCUUUACUGCUCUUCUGUUUCCUCUGCAUCGUGGGAUUCUGCCUCUGCUCAGGUAAACCAGCUGUUUGCUGCUGUUAUACAGUGAGAAGCGAUGCCAGGCGGAAGGUCACAGAGGACGUUUCUUUGCACUACUCCAGUCUGAAGCAUGCAGACAAGCUCCGCCCCUCCGGCCGAGGAGAGAGGGGAUUGGUCGACAACGAUGUCACGUACUCAACCGUGGCCGCACGCAAGGACCGAAAUGUAUCACAUGACCACAGAUAGAGAUAAAAUACCUUUCUUUUGUCUGUAUGUUCACAGCAGAAAAACGUCACUGAUUGUAUUCACUGAUCCAUUUCUUCUGACUUUUUAAAAUUAUAUUUUACUCUUAAAAUGAUAUUUUACACGUUA